GCCCCCCCCACUGCUUUCCAUUUCAGCUCCCUCGCCAUGGCUGCAGUGCCGCAGAGAAUACUCAACUGGCUCUAUGGCGUCUUGACACGAGAUCACUACGACCCCAGACUAACAUACCAAGACCCCAACCGCGCCUACCAUGAUGUCGCCAACGCCCUCGCUCAAUAUCCGACUCUUGCGCCUCGAACUGAGGUCUAUACCUACGAAACUGGCUUCUCGGCUCUGCUCCUCCAGUUAUCGGGCACUCUCCCAGUCUCAUUUCGUGGCACCGUUUACAGAUUUCCAGUAACAUUGUGGAUACCGACUACCUACCCUCGAGAGCCUCCAAUCGUCUACGUCACUCCGACCCCUGAGAUGGCGGUCCGUGUAGGGCAGCAUGUAACGCUGGAAGGGAGGGUUUACCAUCACUACCUGGCACACUGGGCUGAAGCAUGGGAGAGAUCAUCUCUCGUCGACUUCUUGUUCAUCCUGCGAGAGGUCUUCGCGAAGGAGCCGCCCGUGAGAUAUAAGCAACAGGCACCCGUACAGCAGCAACCACAGCAGGCACAGGUGCAGGCACCUCCUCCUCUACCGCCAUUACCGCCCGAACUCGAAUCAUCUCCUCGGACUCAGAGCCCGUCCGUUGCGCCCAUGCAGCGUCCUACUCCAGUGCCACCUCCACCGCCUCCGAAGCCCGGCCAGACUCCAGACCCAGGAUCACCAUCACAACAGCCCUCAUCCGCAGGGCGAUACAACACUCCCCCUCCGCUUCCGCCACUACCACCCAAGGAACAAGACCUGCGAAGGCUGUCUUUUCAGCAGCAAUCCGGCAUCAAUAUUCCUGGAUCUCGCCCGUCGCAGUAUUCUCCUGAGCACAGCAGGCCUCCACUCCAGCCGAAUCCAAGUCAAUACCAGCACCCGCAACAUGCUCCUCCACCGGCGACUAGACACCAUCCGGGACAGGCAUACGCUCAGCCUAUGAGCAAUACGCCCACCGUGCCAUCACAAGAUCUUGGGCACAUGCCUCAUCAGCCUAUCCCGGCUCAAACACCAUCACGACAAACACCUCUGCCACAUCCUGCAUACUCUCAAAGACCAUCCCAGCAGGCCCCCACCCAGCCCAUAGCUCAACCCCAACAUCAACAGCCGCUCCCUGUGCAGCAGCGUCCUAAAUCCGAAACACCCGAUCUCCUCACCUCGCCUUUCGAGCUCGAGCUUCCUUCAUUUGCUCCAACCGGCCCUGCGCCGCCGAUCCCACCUAAUCCUGAAAAGGACGCUCUCCUCCAAGCAGUCUCCAAGACUCUCUCCGAAACCCUGCAGACCAACAUUGCCCAGUCUGAAUCGGCAGCGCAUUCCCUUCUUUCUCAGUCUCACUCCCUCCACGCUGCCAUUGCGACGCUUCAAGGGGAGAUAUCCUCUUUGAAUGCCCUGAACGCGACUCUUCAAUCGAACACUUCCAUUCUUCAACAGACACUCCACCGCGCGGACGGGGUGAUUGGCGAUGCUCAGACGCGUAUUUCCUCGCUAUCGGGAGCGCCUUCGUCGGGCACCGGCGAAGCGUCCACGGUAGCUUCCGGGCUGCCCCCCAUCGACGAAGUUCUUGUUGCGCCAACUGUUGUUGGGAAACAGCUGUACGAUCUGGUGGCGGAGGAGCGCGGCAUUCAGCAAGCUAUCUAUGCUCUUCAGGCCGCCUUGGUGAAGGGGGUCAUUGGAGUGGAGACCUGGUCACGGCAUACACGCGGACUUGCGCGCGAGGCUUACCUGAAGAGGGCCUUAAUUCGCAAGAUCGGGAAGGGGAUGGGGCUGGAAGUCGAGGAGGCCUUUUGAGCAAGGCGGAUAUUUAACUGGCUAUUACCUUGCUUGAUAAUGUGGUUUACGUCGAAGUUAAUUGUAGAUAGAGGCACAACUGACGGCUAUGAAUUCUUUGAUGGUGAGGCUGGAAUGUAUAUAUAUGAGUUGGUCUAACGUGCCGGAGAAGAUUUCUAAAAUAGUAGUCAACUAGUACAUACAUCUCUCACUCGACAGAUGCCAGUGGAACACUUGGCAAUAGUAUUCAUCGAAAUGUUGGACUGGUUUGCAUGAUGAGAAGGACCACUAUUUUGAUAGUCCGCACGCAUGUUGGUACCCUCACUGAUCUCCAUUCCCGCCUGGAACCCGAGGCACUGCCUUACCUACCAUCCGGGCCAACCACUUUUUUGGCUCAGCCCUUGAUCAUGCAACUCACAGUGCCCGUGUCUAUUCUUAGGCUGUGUUAUGCUGUUGCAGUGCUAUUUCCAACGCGGCAUUAGACUAGAAUUGUGAACAAAUGAAG
Messenger RNA from Aspergillus saccharolyticus JOP 1030-1, 2290 nucleotides. RefSeq names its product putative endosomal sorting complex protein TSG101. Gene Ontology annotation, cellular component: ESCRT I complex. Gene Ontology annotation, biological process: endosome to lysosome transport; protein transport; protein modification process. NCBI's taxonomy places the organism in Eukaryota, Fungi, Ascomycota, Eurotiomycetes, Eurotiales, Aspergillaceae. The record is from RefSeq and is a predicted model, not a curated record. Gene Ontology annotation, molecular function: ubiquitin binding. Bases 37 to 1806 code for a protein of 589 amino acids. The transcript has 4 exons.